GUUUUAGAGACGAUUCUUCGUACCACGGUAUGCUAACAUCAAGCUGAACAAGUGAAGUACUUCCUACUUUUCUUUACAAAAACGUGAUCCCGAAAAGCAAAUCACAAUCAAAAUGGCAUCCACGGCAGUGAACCCGCGGUCUUUUUCACGAUGGUUCGCGCACCAACCGUUGCUUCUCACACUGGUUGUUCUUCUGCUUUCUGGCGUCGACCUCGCGUUUUCCAAAGCUCCGGAGCAGAUCGACCCCAACAUUUACGCCCGGCUUUUCCAGAACAACCGCCCCACGUUUGACCACAUUGCUUCGAAGGUCCUCGCCGACCUCCCAGAAAGCCGCAACGGAGUAGCUACCGUGCUGGAUUUGGCGUCGGGCCCCGGGGAACCGAGCGUGACCCUGGCGGUGAUGGACAAGGACGCACCAAAGCUCGCGAAAAUCACCACCACUGAUUUCCAGUCGAUGAUGGUCGAAAAGGCCAAGUGGCGCGCGGAGAUCGAACACGUCGAGGACAAAUUGGCCUUCGCGACCACCUCGGCCGACGACCUCUCGCAGUUUGCCGACGGCAGUUUCGACGCGGUCACUAUGAGCUUCGGUCUGAUGUUCGUGCCCGACCGGCAGAAAAGCUUGCAGGAGAUCGCACGGGUGCUGCGCCCCGGCGGUCGGGCGUAUUUGUCGGUGUGGAAGGAACUGCCGUUUCAGACCUUCGCCCGCUACGUCUUAGAGCAAAUCGCCGGAGAGGAAAAGAAAGCCACGUUGCCGCCGUUUGCCAUCAAUCCGCUGGCUCUGCAAGCCGAGAACGCCGUGGAAUCGCUGGCGGAGAACGCAAAUCUAGUCGUGAAGGGCGACGAACGGCUCUCCUACGACUUCCACAUGGGAACCUACAAGGAAACGGCCGACGGGCUUCGGAUCCUGGCGGGCACACUGCUGAAAGAAAUCGAGGAGGAACAACCCGGCGCCCAGGCACGGUUCGACUCACUCGUGCAAGCGGAGAUGGAAGCCCGGGGGUGGACGGGCGGCGCGAUUCCCGAUAAUUCCCCACAGAUCUUGACGCUGCAGAAGCCGGCGCAGGGGGAGGCGUCCGACUUGUAAGUAAUGGUGACGAUCGUAUUUUUGCGGGACGAAGCAAACCAGAACGCCUUCUCGGUGUUUAAAACGACUUUGCACGGGAGCAGACGUUUGUGAUACGAGUGAGGCCAAAUCGAAGUCGCACCAGCCGUCCGUUCGAGUUUUUGAUGUGCGAAUUUAUUUCAAAUCCGAAAUUAAUGGUUUGCUCGAGUGGUUUCUUAUCCGAAUAGAUUUCGGAGGACUGCGAACGCGAAGAAAUACGGUUACGGUAUACAAAAAUACAAAUAUUAGUGAUUUUGAAGUGGAAGACGAAGAACGACAUUAAAGCGAAAUACAGCGUGCGCAUUUUUCCUGCAGAUAGUGUUUCGUUUAUGAGUGAAGUUCGUCAAUAUCGCGACUGCCGCCUACGAUCCAGGGGAGACAAUGC
Messenger RNA from Amoebophrya sp. A120, 1487 nucleotides. Lineage: Eukaryota; Dinophyceae; Syndiniales; Amoebophryaceae. The record is from the annotation of a GenBank genome assembly.